AUGGGAGGAUCUUAUAAGGUAGCGGUCAUCGGAGCUGGAACUGCAGGUCUAGUAACGGCCAGGGAGCUUCAAAGAGAAGGUCAUCGUAUAACUGUUUUCGAGAAGGCCGAUGAAGUUGGUGGUACUUGGCUCUAUAAUCCACGGGUGGAGACCGACCGGUUGGGUCUUGAUCCUAAUCGUGAAAUAGUUCAUAGCAGCCUCUACAAAUCCACUCGAGUCAACAUUCCUAGGCAGACAAUGAGCUUCUUGGACUAUCCAUUUGUGAAGAAAGAAGGUGGGGAUCCGAGGACGUUUCCGGGUCACGCAGAGGUGCUCAGGUUUCUCCAGGAUUUUGCCAGGGAUUUCGGGUUGAUGGAGCUGAUUCGAUUUGGACAUGAAGUGGUUCGGGUGGAGCUAUUUAAUGAAGCGACUCACGAGUGGGUUGUACAGACUAGAACUCGAGAGCGGGACUCAACUUGGGAAUCAAAAGAACAGGUUUUUGAAGCUGUGGUCAUUUGCAAUGGUAAUUUCACGGAGCCAAUUGUUGCAGAAUUUCCAGGAAGGGAUAUUUGGCCGGGAUUGCAGAUGCAUUGUCACAAUUACCGUACCCCUGAACAGUUCAAAAACAAUAGAGUGGUGCUCAUCGGGAACGGACCAAGUGCCGUCGACAUUUUGAAAGAAAUCUCCCCUCUUGCAAAACAAGUUCAUCAAGCUGUCAGAACACCUAGCUUUCAAUUGGUAAAGGGUGGCACUUAUAAUAACGCAUGGCAACAUUCAAUGAUCGAAUGCGCUCAUAAGGAUGGUAAGGUGGUAUUCAAAGAUGGAACGAUUGUUGAUGCAGAUGUCAUUAUUCAUUGCACUGGCUACAAAUACCAUUACCCAUUUCUUAAAUCAAACGGGGUCGUUACUGUGGACGACAACCGUGUUGGACCAUUGUAUAAGCAUGUGUUUCCACCGAGCUUAGCCCCUUGGCUUUCAUUCGUGGGACUGAAUUACAGGGUGGUGAUCUUUAAAGUGAUGGAGUUACAAGCAAAAUGGGUGGCGAAAGUUUUGUCCGGCACGGUGGAGCUGCCGUCCCGAGAAGCGAUGAUGUCUUCCGUUGAAGAACUUUACAGUAAGAUGGAGAAGACGGGGUUGCCCAAGCAUCAUACUCACAGCCUUCAGAACGACGAGGUUGAAUACGUAAGUUGGCUUGCUGCUCAGUUGAACCUAAGGCUCCCCAAAAUGUGGAAGGAAAUAACAUUAUUCUCCACCAUCUUGAAAGGGAUAUUUGAAAAUGGUGAUAAUUAUCGGGACAAGUGGGAUGCUGACACUUGGAUUCAAGAAAUAGAUUCUUCUGAUUAA
Molecule: messenger RNA, 1323 nt
Organism: Hibiscus syriacus
Lineage: Eukaryota; Viridiplantae; Streptophyta; Magnoliopsida; Malvales; Malvaceae
Product: flavin-containing monooxygenase FMO GS-OX-like 3
Exons: 5
Coding region: 1-1323 (440 amino acids)
Molecular function (GO): NADP binding; N,N-dimethylaniline monooxygenase activity; flavin adenine dinucleotide binding
Source: RefSeq, a predicted model, not a curated record